AUAUAUAUUACAAAAAUAAUAAAAAACACAGAAACAGAAGGUCAACCGGUAGCAGUAAAUCAGUAAAUAAUUAAAGACAAGGUAUGCCACCUUCAUAGGCCUGCGGCAGGAUCCAAAUGGAUUAUCCAGACCCUGAUAUGAGAUUGAGGAUAUAAGGAUGCUGUAGCUAACAGGUCCCAAGAAACCAGUUGGACUGGGGAGGCAACGCCCAAAGAUCUGAGUUCGGCAGGAUUUGAGUUCGAGACAACAUCUCCCCCUUCAAUCCCGAUUCCAAAUCCCACCCCGAUCUCGACUCGAUCCCAAACGCAAUCCCCACUUGAAUAUGGAUGCUGCUGACUUUUGGCAACAGGCUCGCGCUCCGUUCGGCUUGCAAACAGCACUGCACCAGUACAACUCCAGCCAAAGUACUUCCCACCCCCAUCAUAGCACCAUGCACUCGACCAUCAUCCUGCAGGAGGAGCACGAUCUCUUGUCGGACAUCCAUCCCCAGGACGGGACUGCUGCCGGCACCGGGCCGGACUCCGGGCCCGACCAGGAUCCGGCGAAGAAGCUCGAAGCCAGCCACCACCAUCACCACAACUUGCAACAGCACAUGCCACAGGCGGAACACCAGCAACCCUAUGGCGACCAGGACCCCGCUCCCCAACUAAGCAACCAUCACCUUCUGUUCAACGCGGCUGCCGCUGCUGCGGCGGCUGCUCACCUCAAGUCCACUGCUGCAAUGCAGAACAAUCUGGCGUCGCCGCUGCGGGAUCAGAAGCAGAGCUAUGGCUUGUGCGUGAUCAAACCGAAGCUGGAGGUCGAGUCCAAGACAGGUCGGCAGUCGUCCUUGAACGAUUGCCACCAGCCGCAGCAGCCUCAGCCGCAGCAGCAGCAGCAGCAGCAGCUGACAUAUGCCGGCGACUUCUAUGAUGAUAGAGGACCCGGGGCCACGGAAACACCGGCUAGUGUGGGCUCCACCACCGAUGCAGGGUCGCAGUCGCAGCAAAGUGUGGCAUUAACCAGCAGAGGAUGUCCACAAGCGCCGGCAGAACUAGGCAGCAAGGGUGCCCUGUCCCCAGUACCCCCCGGAGGGGACUGCGGAGCAGCCGGUGGGGACUCGGUGGGGAGACCGGGCUCAGAGUCCGGACCGACGACGAUCAUCAGCAGUAGUCACCAGCAGCAGUCGCCGCAGCACUCAAUAACGCCCUCCGGCGGCAGUUCGACGCCUGAAAUGAAAUACAAUAAGGACAAAAUGGCCAACGAUAUUCAGCUACAGCUAUCCCGGUCGAGCAGCGCUGCCGCGAUCAGUGAACGCACCCUUGAAGAAUGUUGGUCAACCCUGCAACGACUCUUCAUGCACAAAAGCGCUAUGCAACAGAUCCAACAGCAGAUACCACGCGUCGGCUUGGGUGGCGGCGGAACUGGGACAUCUAAUCUGGGUGGCAGCACGCCAGGCCUCGGGACGGACACCAAGCCGCACCAGUGUCAGCAGUGCAUGAAAAGCUUCUCCAGCAACCACCAGCUCGUCCAGCACAUUCGAGUGCAUACCGGCGAGAAGCCCUACAAGUGUUCCUACUGUGAUCGUAGAUUUAAGCAGUUGUCGCAUGUCCAGCAACACACCCGUCUGCACACAGGAGAACGACCCUACAAAUGCCAUUUGCCGGAUUGCGGGCGUGCGUUUAUCCAGCUUUCGAACCUCCAGCAACAUCUGCGCAAUCAUGAUGCUCAGGUAGAAAGGGCAAAGAAUCGUCCAUUUCACUGCAAUAUAUGUGGCAAAGGAUUCGCCACGGAGUCCAGCCUUCGCACGCAUACAUCAAAAGAGCUACAGCUGCAUCUUGGUGUCUUGCAGCAGCAUGCGGCGCUCAUUGGCGGUCCCAAUGCCACCUCCUGUCCCGUUUGCCACAAACUCUUCCUGGGCACUGAAGCCUUGGUGGAUCACAUGAAGCAUGUUCACAAGAACAAGAGCCCGACGCCCAGUGGAUCAGCCGGUAAUCAAUUCAAUGAUAUCAAUCAGGCGGCAACGACAGGAAGUGGGAAUGGAGCUGGAACCGGAACUGGCGGCGGGGAACCGCAGUGCGCAUCUUCGGAAUCAAGCUGUGUCCAAGCUACCGGCGGCUCGAACCUUAUCGAUAGCUACCUGGGCAAGCGGAGAACGGCGAACCAUCCGUGUCCAGUUUGCGGCAAGCAUUAUGUCAAUGAGGGCUCCUUAAGGAAACACUUAGCGUGUCACGCGGAGACCUCUCAGCUGGCCAACAGCCUCCGAAUGUGGCCCUGCAGCGUCUGUCAAGCAGUCUUCACCCAUGAAAAUGGUCUUCUAACUCACAUGGAAUCGAUGCGUAUGGAUCCAAAGCACCAGUUUGCGGCCCAAUAUGUGUUGUCUCGAGCGGCGGCUGAACAGCGCGAGCGUGACUCCAUCUUAGCGGUAACCCUAGCGGCCAGCAGCAGCUCCGGCGGAACUGCCUCCAGAUUGGGAGUAGACCCACCCCAAAAUCUAUUGCCCAUAGUUGGCAGUGCUUCCCGGCACUCAGAUGACUCCAAUUCAAAGUGCCCAUCCCCAUCGGCCAAUUCCGAAUGCUCCUCCACAGGACGCCUCUCAUCCUCCACAACCUCUGAUCAAGAUCAGGAUCAUGACCAGAGUGAGAACGAGAAUUGUCUGAACAAUAAUAACUCCAACGCAAAUCUAAAUAAAAUUACUGAGCUGCGACGCUUGCCCAGUGCCAAUCCUGGUCAGUAUGGACAUAUCGACUCUAUGGACACUGAACUGCAUGUAGCCAAUAGGAUGUCCCUAAUGGCGGCAGCGGCAGCCGCCGUGGCAGCUUCCAGACCACAGCAAGAUGGAGGAAGCGUCGACAGCGCCGCUGUGGUGCCCAGUGCAGCUGUCCAGGCGGCCGUGGUCAACCUGGCGGCGGCCAUGCGAAUGAAUACAUCCAGCAAUGGCUCGACGGGAGGGUAUCAACAGCAACACUGUGGUGAUCACCUUUCCCAGGCACACCACCCACACCCGCAUUCACACCAUACAAACCCACACACCCAGCCCCCGCAUCACCAUCAGCAGCAACAGCAACAACAACAGCAGCAUCCAGUUCCACAACAGCCACAUUUGUCCCAUCUGCUGGGGCAUCCGCAUCCUUGCAACACCAACUCAGCCCGCUCCCAACGAUCGCCAAAUAUAACUGUGCCAAGUCUGCAAAGCGAAUCCUCGCCUGCUGCCAUGAACGUUCAUAUGAUGCGCGGUUCUCUGGAUCACCAGGAUGCCGCCUCUCACUUGGGCUCUUUGCACCCCAUAGAUGUCAUCCAUCAGCAACAUCAUCAUCAUCAGACGUCCAACUAUUCGCAGCAUGCCGUGACGCCCACCAGCAGUAGCAGUCACCCACAUCCCCAUUCCCAUCCACAUCACACCGCCUCUCACCACCUGCAUCCGGAUCCGGAGACGGCGUUGCGGAUUCAUCAGGCGGAGGCGAUCCUGCGAUCGCACACAGAGGCAGCCUUCCGGCUGGCCACCGGCGCGGCGGGAGUGAAAAGCGAGUCAGAACAUCUCAAUGGAAGCAGUAAUGUCAGCAACAGGUUCCUUACGCAUCAACCGGAUCACCACGAACUGCCCUCCAGUUCAUGAAGCUAAAUCGAUAAACACAGCGGAGAAGAAAGGCAUGGACAGAACAGAGAACAGACCAGAGAAUGGACAACAGAGAACAUAGAACAGACAAGAGAAAACAAAAAACAGAGUACACAAAACCGAGAAUAGGCAACAGAUAGAAGACAAAAAACAAAGAAUAGAAUACAGCAUGAUCGAGAACAGAAUCAAGUACAACGAUUUCGCAGUUGAAAACAUUUAGCAUUAAAUAAACUUAAAACUAAAUAAAAAUACG
Drosophila serrata is the source of this 3848-nucleotide messenger RNA. RefSeq names its product zinc finger protein datilografo (gene dati). Gene Ontology annotation, molecular function: DNA-binding transcription activator activity, RNA polymerase II-specific; RNA polymerase II cis-regulatory region sequence-specific DNA binding. Lineage: Eukaryota; Metazoa; Arthropoda; Insecta; Diptera; Drosophilidae. Gene Ontology annotation, cellular component: nucleus. The record is from RefSeq and is a predicted model, not a curated record. Gene Ontology annotation, biological process: regulation of transcription by RNA polymerase II; embryo development.